AUGAUUUUGUUCCCUCGCGUGAAACUUCCUUAUCGAAAUUUACCAGCGAAUAUUACUGUAACUAGUGAUGAGCAACAGAGUUCAGUACGAUUUCAUUGCUCAUCGUCCGUGUCCCUUGGUCGUGUCAUUCAAAUCGCUUGUCAAUUAUGGAAAUUAAACAAACGAUUCUAUCGUUUAACACUGGCCGAUGAUUCAAAUGUGGAUGAUGAUUAUGCAUUAGAUGAUAUCGAUGAAUCUAUUGAUGAUUUGCAAUUGAAAUUAAUAUCCAUGGCCAAUGUCAAAUGUACGAUUAGCAACAGAAUCGAAUUAUCACGAUUCCGGCAACGGAUACAACACUAG
This is a messenger RNA of Didymodactylos carnosus, 339 nucleotides long. The record is from the annotation of a GenBank genome assembly. NCBI's taxonomy places the organism in Eukaryota, Metazoa, Rotifera, Eurotatoria, Philodinida, Philodinidae.